UUCUGCGUAGGAAAAAUCGAAGAAAGAUACAUACAACGCGAGAAUAAGAAUCGAAAUUUAUACUCGUUCCUCGACGAGAAGGUAUCGAAAUGAAAAUAUAUAAUCGGCACUAUUGAAACAAUAAGUGCGAAUGCGUAAUGUUUUGCGGGAAUAAUUUUCCACGUUAUAAAUAUUAUUUCGCGGAGGGGAAAUAAAUGAUUGGGGAAGGCGCGUGAUCCCGGCGCGUUAUUUAUCUAGAUCGAGAAACUAAAUCGGAGGAAACGGGGAGUUGGGGACGAGGUAUUUUUCGAAAUUUUGAAAAACGAAGAAAAGCGAGGCGAGAAAUCUUGGUUUCGUUUGCCCUUCUUCCUCCCCUUCCUCCUCUCCCUCCUUCUCUGCCUCUCUUUAUCGUUUAACUCACGCCUACGCACGAACGCAAGGAAUAAUCGAAUCUACCCGCCUACGCCUACCGCUUCUUCCGUCCAACCCUCUCCUCUCUUUCUGUACCUUUUUAGGGUACAACGACAUUUCCUCCGCGACGUGACGGUUGUGUAUCUUACGGACGCGUAAUCUUAAUAGGCGUAGCGUGCGGUCAUCCGGAAAAAGUGACGUCAUUUUAUCCCUGUUCCAACCAAUUAGCUCGCUAUUAUAGGCGAGGCUUAGGUUGCACGACGCUCGAGUCGUAAAACUCGGACAACGCGAAGCGGGGAAAAAGUGACGUCACGUAUCCAUGUCCAUGUACCUUGACAUUUCUCGCGUCUCCACCUCUUACCUCCAACUUCACCGCUCCGGCUCGUUGUUCGACGAGGAGGAUCGUUUACAUCAUCGCGCGCGCACACACACACACGGGGAACAAAAGAGGCGGAGUGGGGGCGGUAGGGGGAGAAUUCGAUCGACGUAUUUUCAAUGCGAUUAAAAAUAAACCUCUCCCCUCGCGCGUGCCUUAUCUUCUCUCGCGCUUGGGUUGCGACGCGACGCGACGCGACGCGGCGCACGUUGCUUUCCCGAAUGGAAACAAAUUACGUAUUUUCCGUAGAGGAGAGAUUUUCAUCGGUCAAAGCGUCCAUUGACGGGGGGAGGGACUCGUCAACACCGGGUCGCCAUCAACACGUGGCAACCUGUUUGCAACCGACAGCUCGAUCGAUCGAGGUUUGGAUGAGCGGCGAGGGGCAACCGUUAACCGUUUCGUAACCGAUCCUUGUCGAUCGACGACAAACAAACGGGGACGCGACGUCCUUUAACCCGGCAAUCAACCGAAAUAUGUAUUCGGUUCGAAUAUACGUGAUCAGUGAUGAUCGAGAUUUCGUUGGUAAUCGAUGGAACGCGGUGAUUCGCGUUUUUCUUCUAAUUUCUUCUAAAUUGAUACUCGGUUUGUUGAACGCGUCGCGGUGCCGAUUCGCCCGUCCCCGCCCAAUAUUUGCACACUCGGUGGCACGUUCCGUCUUUUCAUCUGGAAACGGAGAGAGAGAGAGAGAGAGAGAGAGAGAGAGAGAGGGAGAGAGAAAGAAAGAGAGAACCGAAAAUAUACGAUCGUGGGUUUGACGUAGAACGGUUUGCCGUUACGUGUAUAAGCAACCGGAUAAAAUCGAUCCUGUAUUUGUUUCUUUUUGUCUCCACACUCCGGGAAACGAUAGCCCCGUCCGGGUUGACUUCUCGUCUUUAACAACACCUUCCAUUUCCCCGGCUAAACUCCCUUCCUUAAACUUGAAUUUCCCUUUUCGAAAUUUCCUUUCUUCGAGAUGAAUCGGAAAAAGAUGGUGGUGGGAAGAGCGUCGCUCUCCUUUCCAACGCCGGACGGUAUACUCGACGUGGAUCAAAUUCUCGACACGGAUCCGUGGAAACAGAUCGACAAUUUCGUGCAACACAAUUUCAGGCAAAACCUGUUGGACGAAUUUAACCAACGGUUGAAACUGAAUCCCACGAUCGCGCCAUCAGAGAGUAAGAGCCCGGCAAAGAAACAGGGAACGACGUCAUCGAGGACGCCCCGUAAAAGUGGAACCGCGGCGACGAAGCCGAAAACGAACGGAGGGAAAUCGGCGGCGAAGGAGAAGAAAAGCGUUGAUCGCUCGAAGGAGCCGAAAGGAAAAGAGAUCGCAGGGAAGAAGGAGAAUGGAGGAAAAGGAGUUCCAAAGGCGAAGGAGACCGUUAGCGGCACCGUUAAGGGUGGGGAAAAGAAAGAGGAGAAACAAUCGAAAGUAACGAAGGAAAAUAAAUGCGAGAAACAAGGCUCGCAAAAAUUGAAUUCGAUCGCGAAGAAAAAUUCGAUGGGGGUGUCGUCGGCCCGGAAGAAGAAGGAGAACGUCGUGAACGUCCGUGCGAGCGAAAAAUCGAUCAAAGGAGAAACGGCAGCGAGGAAAAACGACAAAGUAGAGGGAAAGGCGGGGGAGGGGAACGAAAGCUUGAUGAACAGCGUGGAUAAAUCGAGAAGCGUGAUUUCGAUGUCGCAGCUUAAAACAAGCACGCCGAAACGUAACAUUGCUGGUAUUAUUAGCAGUUCCAUUGGGAAGGAAAAUGCUAUCGCAAGGUACAACGUUUCGGCGAAGGGAGAUUAUUCCGUGAGGAGCGAUGUUUCCGUGAAGAGCGAUGUUUCCGUGAAGAGCGACGUUUCCGUGAAGAGGAUGCACUGCUCGUCCACGAUUCGUGCAACGAGCAUAGAUUUGAACAACAACGAAACAACAACAACGAGCAAGAUCGAGAAGAAGAUGGAGAAUAAAGAAGCGGGUGUGGCGAAACUCGAGCAUAAAAAUAUGAUUUUGGGAAAGAUCAAGGAGGAGACGACGCUCGGGAGCAAGGAAAUAUCGAGGAUAUCGAUGAAUGAAAAGAAAACGCUAACGUUGAGUUGCAAAAAGCAGGAUAAAAAAGAGGCGUCGGCAGAGAAUAAGAUUGGAAAGUACGAGAAACGGUUGCUCGAGCGGCGAGAAAGACGACGGAAAAGGAACAUAAAACGGCACGAAAGAAAAGCGGAGCAAGCCAUGGAAGAGUUCAGCCAUCACGUUACUCGCAUCGUGAAAAAAAUGGGUUAUUUGUCGGAAUUCAGUUCGUGUUCCAGUAGCGAAGAUGACGUUAGCAGUUAUUCCGAUUCCUACGAUACUUAUUCCGAAUCCUCGAAAGGAUCGUCUUACUAUUAUUCUUACUCUUCUCGUAGCUCGUGUUCUUGCAGCAGCUCGUCUACCACGUUUUUAUAACCGAACAUUAUUAUUUUAAAACGCGUUUUAAAUAUACCGACAUGUCUCAUUCCCUCCCCGUUUAAAUUCUCACCUCUUGAAUAUGUUUAAUUUUAUUUUUUAAUUAUAUACGACCAUAUUAUAAAUGUUACGUACGAAUAAAGAAUUUACCAAACAAUAACGAAUGAUAAAUUCGAACGAAA
This is a messenger RNA of Apis cerana (Asiatic honeybee), 3346 nucleotides long. RefSeq lists its product as uncharacterized. The record is from RefSeq and is a predicted model, not a curated record. Lineage: Eukaryota; Metazoa; Arthropoda; Insecta; Hymenoptera; Apidae.